Molecule: messenger RNA, 474 nt
Organism: Penicillium maclennaniae
Lineage: Eukaryota; Fungi; Ascomycota; Eurotiomycetes; Eurotiales; Aspergillaceae
Product: Short-chain dehydrogenase/reductase SDR
Exons: 2
Coding region: 1-474 (157 amino acids)
Cellular component (GO): membrane
Source: RefSeq, a predicted model, not a curated record
AUGCGUAAGAACGGUCUCAUCGUCAACGUCUCAUCUCAAUCUGGCCAGCUCAAAUACUUCCAUCCUCGCUUACGGGCGCGAUUCUUAAGUCCUGACCUCACUCUCACCGAAUUGGACGCUCUAGUCGGCGAGUACAGCACCAACACACUGCGAUUGCUUCGGGCUGGCCCCCCCUUAGCCUACUCCACAAGCAAGGCUGCUUUGAACGCAGCGACGCGGAUUUUGGCCCGCGAAAAUCCUCGUCUGCUGAUUAAUUGCUGCUGCCCCGGGUGGGUAGGUACGCUGUUGGGUGCACAGGCAGGCCAGCCGCCCAAGUCUGUCGGUAAGUGUGGAGUUAUACUCAUCCGGGACCUGUCACUUACCAUCUCGACAGAGGACGGAGCUAGGAUCCCGCUGCGACUGGCGAUUGGUGAUAUCGGACAGGUUAGUGGGCGAUACUGGGCGAAUGAUUCGGUGGCGAGUACUGGCGAUUGA